AAUCCAAAUCCAUUUCCGGCCGACGUCUCCUCUCUCUACGGAUACAUAUUUUUGUGAAGUGGGUGAAAACUCGGAGUUCAUAUGUACAUAAAUGGACUACUUUAUGAACGUUGAGAGAUAAAUUGGUUCUCACUGUUAACAAAUAUAUAGAAUGUCUCCAGCUAGCAGGGCUGAUAAGAAGGCUGUGGUGGAUGCAGCCGCUUGGAUGUUCAAUGUGGUCACUUCUGUUGGGAUUAUUAUUGUUAAUAAAGCCUUAAUGGCUACAUAUGGUUUCAGUUUUGCUACAACAUUAACUGGUUUGCAUUUUGCUACCACAACCUUGAUGACUGUUGUUCUAAGGUGGUUAGGUUACAUCCAACCUUCUCAUCUACCCUUCAAAGAACUUCUGAAAUUUAUUUUCUUUGCAAACUUCUCCAUUGUUGGAAUGAAUGUUAGUCUGAUGUGGAACUCAGUGGGAUUUUAUCAGAUUGCAAAGUUGAGUAUGAUUCCGGUAUCCUGCUUUUUAGAAGUUGUGAUGGACAAAAUUCGAUACUCCCGAGACACAAAGCUGAGCAUAGGAGUGGUUCUUUUGGGUGUUGGUGUCUGUACUGUCACUGAUGUGAGUGUAAAUGCAAAGGGUUUCAUAGCUGCCUUCAUAGCAGUUUGGAGCACUUCUCUGCAACAAUAUUAUGUGCAUCACCUUCAAAGAAGGUAUUCACUUAGUUCUUUCAACCUACUUGGACACACUGCUCCUGCACAGGCUGGAACACUGCUAUUAAUAGGUCCAUUUAUGGAUUACUGGUUGACCAACAAAAGAGUUGAUGCCUAUAAUUAUACCUCAGUGUCUGUGAUGUUUAUUGUCCUUUCAUGCACCAUCGCAGUAGGGACCAACCUCAGUCAAUUCAUCUGCAUUGGCAGAUUCACUGCUGUGUCCUUCCAAGUACUUGGUCACAUGAAAACAAUCCUUGUAUUGAUUAUGGGGUUUUUCUUCUUCGGAAAAGAGGGUCUCAAUCUGCAUGUAGUUCUUGGCAUGAAAAUAGCUGUAGCUGGAAUGAUUUGGUAUGGCAAUGCCUCGUCUAAGCCUGGUGGAAAGGAGCGUUGGAGCCACUCCCUCCCCACCAGCAGACAACAAAAACACAAUAGUUUGUCAGAAUCCAAUGAAUUUGAUGGGAAAGUCUAGAGGUCCCUGUAGAAUAAACUUGAGCAUACAACGGUUAGCUGAUUUCCGGAAAUCAUGAGAGAUUAGAAAAGCAGCCAUUGAUUUAAACUAUUUUUUUUAUCCUGAUUUUGUAAUUCUUAUUACUUGUAUUGAAAUUGAAUUCAUUUGAGAAGCAUAACUUUUGGAUAGGGUAUUAGGGUUAGGUUUCACUUCCUAGCAAAAUUUUUGCGUUUCUGUUUGGAGAAUACAAUUUACAGCAUAAAAUCUCUUUUUUCUU
Messenger RNA from Rubroshorea leprosula, 1415 nucleotides. Lineage: Eukaryota; Viridiplantae; Streptophyta; Magnoliopsida; Malvales; Dipterocarpaceae. The record is from the annotation of a GenBank genome assembly.